Molecule: messenger RNA, 2312 nt
Organism: Betta splendens (Siamese fighting fish)
Lineage: Eukaryota; Metazoa; Chordata; Actinopteri; Anabantiformes; Osphronemidae
Gene: prkx
Product: protein kinase X-linked
Exons: 8
Coding region: 279-1337 (352 amino acids)
Biological process (GO): protein phosphorylation
Molecular function (GO): protein serine/threonine kinase activity; ATP binding
Source: RefSeq, a predicted model, not a curated record
UUAGCUCGUCAUGGCUCGUUAGCCGCUAACGCUACGUGCCUCAGCACCUGUCUCCAGCCUCUUUGUCUCCCUCCUCUCGCUGCUUCUGGUUCCUCUUAUCUGCUAGUCCUCGGAACUUGUAACAGUAACCCGGUCCAGCUCACUCCGCUCCGGUCCCAGAUGUCCGCCCUUCGCUGAGUCAGCUGACGGACCGAGAACCGGCUCCGUCCAGAAAUGCCUGUAUCCGUCCCGCUGGAGGUCUGUAAACCCAAAUAGUCAGCGGGUCCCGAUAACAGGACAUGGCGUCUUCCAAAGCGAAGGUCGGAGUCAACGGGGAGCCGAACUCCCUGAAGGAAAGUAAAAGUAAUGGCACCAGUCAGGUCGGGGAAGCGGCGCCCAAUAAGCGGAUUUACUGUCUGGACGACCUGGAGACCGUGGCCACAGUGGGCACCGGGACCUUUGGCCGAGUCUUCCUGGUCAAGGACAAGCAGAGCCGAGCCUUCUACGCCCUAAAGCAGAUGAGGAUCCCAGACGUGAUCAGACUGAAGCAGGAGCAGCAUGUCCACAACGAGAAGGAGGUUCUGACAGAGGUCAACCACCCCUUCCUCAUCCGGCUGUUCUGGACGCACCACGACGAGCGCUUCCUCUACAUGCUGAUGGACUACGUGCCGGGCGGCGAGCUGUUCAGCUACCUGCGCAGCCGCGGGCGCUUCAGCAACGCCACGGGCCUCUUCUAUACCUCUGAAAUCGUAUGCGCCAUCGAGUACCUCCACUCCAAAGAUAUCGUGUACCGCGACCUGAAACCUGAGAACAUCCUGCUGGACGGGGAAGGACACAUUCGCUUGACCGACUUCGGCUUCGCCAAGAAGCUCUCUGACAGGACCUGGACCCUGUGCGGCACUCCAGAGUACCUGGCCCCUGAAGUCAUCCAGAGCAAAGGCCAUGGCCGAGCGGUCGACUGGUGGGCUCUGGGCAUCCUCAUCUUUGAAAUGCUGGCUGGGCACCCGCCGUUCUUUGACGACAAUCCAUUCGGGAUCUACCAGAAGAUCCUGGCCGGAAAACUGGAAUUCCCACGCCACCUGGAUUUCUAUGUCAAGGAUCUCAUCAAGAAGUUCCUGGUCAUUGACCGAGCCAGACGUCUAGGCAACAUGAAGAACGGAGCAGAUGACGUGAAGAAGCACCGAUGGUUCAAGACCAUCGACUGGGAUGCAGUUCCUCUGAGAAAGCUCAAGCCUCCCAUCCUCCCCAAGGUUUCCCACGAGGGCGACACUUCAAACUUUGAUGUUUACCCAGAGGAGGACUGGAAGAAAGACCCGCCUGUUCCUCAGAAGGACCUGGAGAUCUUCAAGAACUUCUGAUGACUUUGUCCGGCUUAUUUAUUGAUGAACUGUCUGGAGCGAUACAACAUAUUAUCAAGUUACUGUCACAGGUACUGCUGUAUCACGGAGAAAACCCCUAUUUAUCAGAGUAGAGGAGUCACAGUUUGUCUGUAAUAGUACACUCUCCGAAUGACAGAGAAUUGGCCUUUUAUAGUUUUUAUUUAUCUGAUUGAAGUCGAUUCUUUUGCUAUUCUACAUUUUUUAUGAUCCUGCUCAUAUGCAAAAAGACAUACUUCUGUUAAAACCAAAAGACUGUUACUUUGUAAGUUUGAGAAAGCAUAUAAUCAGGUCUUCUUUUUUUAUAUCGUCACAUUUUUACCUUUUUGUUUGUCAGUGUUGAUGUCGUCCUAUUUAACGUGACUCAGACUGGUGCUGUGCCGUCAGCUAGUCAGUGCUUAUUAACGUGCACACUCACAUGCAUGUGUAGUCAUGAGUCGGACACUUCCUUCAAAGACGCGUGGCCAGUCGCACUUGUAAACAGGUGCCUUACAUCAUAGUUCGAUGGCAUGAGGGUCGGUGGUUCCCUGAAGCUCACUUGAAGCCGUGCUUUUGUCAAUCCUGCGAGCUUCCCUGUGGAGCUGCUGGACGUUGGGUGCCGUGGAAACCCAGCGGCUGAAUGUGCCGUCACGUCUUUCUCAUCUCUGCAACCCUUUGUUUCGCAUCCAAAGACUUUACAGGCGCAGUCCGAGCUGGUCCGCAGUUAAACCACAGUCUGUCCUUGGCACGUCAUGCUCAUUCCCUUCACCCUUUAUCAUUAUUGUCCUGCUUUUAAAGCCACGGCAUGUGAGGUGAGCGCUUCCCGUCAGGAUCCAGGGUCCUCAGUAUUUGCUCAGUAUUGAUUCCUGUGGGUCGAGCUUAAACUCAAGAGAGUUUGAUGAGUUUGCAGGUAUUAUAAGACACUGACCGUCGACUUCUCCAUUUUGUUUGCUGCCAUUAAAAUCCACGCUGAUGUGA